Arabidopsis lyrata subsp. lyrata is the source of this 1020-nucleotide messenger RNA. RefSeq lists its product as uncharacterized. Gene Ontology annotation, cellular component: cytoplasm; nucleus. The record is from RefSeq and is a predicted model, not a curated record. NCBI's taxonomy places the organism in Eukaryota, Viridiplantae, Streptophyta, Magnoliopsida, Brassicales, Brassicaceae. Bases 166 to 792 code for a protein of 208 amino acids. The transcript is spliced from 2 exons. Gene Ontology annotation, molecular function: nucleic acid binding; 3'-5' exonuclease activity.
AGUCGUCGUCGAUCGUACCCAAAGGCCUCAGAAAUUUUCAAGCGUCUCUCUCCAUUUUGUGAUUUAGUGAUUUAGUCUUGUCUCUUCCGGCAGAAACCACAAGAACUGUUCCUCGUUUACUACGAUCCCUAGCCUGACCAGAAAUUUCAAGUGUUCCUUCAUCACAUGGCCUCCUUUGAUGGGCCAAAGUUCAAGAUGACUGAUGGCUCUUAUGUUCAGACCAAGACCAUUGAUGUUGGAUCAUCAACAGAUAUCUCUCCAUACCUUUCACUUAUAAGAGAAGAUUCUAUCUUGAAUGGAAACCGAGCUGUGAUCUUCGAUGUGUAUUGGGAUGUCGGAUUUCCCGAGACUGAAACCAAAACCAAAACGUCAGGGUGGAGUCUGUCAUCGGUGAAGCUGAGCACGAGAAACCUAUGUCUCUUCCUUCGACUUCCUAAACCUUUUCAUGACAAUCUCAAGGAUCUGUACCGUUUCUUUGCUUCCAAGUUUGUUACUUUUGUUGGAGUGCAGAUCGAGGAAGACCUGAACUUGCUUUGUGAAAACCACGGUCUUGUGAUAAGAAACGCGAUUAACAUUGGGAAAUUGGCUGUGAAAGCUCGUGGAACUCUGGUGCUUGAGUUUCUUGGGACAAGAGAAUUAGCACACAGAGUUUUGUGGUCUGAUUUGGGUCAGCUGGAUUCGAUUGAGGCCAAAGGGGAGAAGGCAGGGUCUGAAGAACAACUUGAGGCUGCAGCCAUUGAAGGGUGGCUCAUCUUCAAUGUUUGGGAUCAAUUAUCCGAGCCCGAGGAGUGAUUUACUACUUAUCUUUGUGAUUGCUUCUUUUUUUUGGUUCUUUCGUUGAAAUGACUUGUGAUAUUGUGACUGAAUCUAAGUGACCCUUUGUAUGUUGUUUGAUGUGAUCAUCAACAAUCACUAAACAAAAAGUGAACAGUUUCGGAUUCUAACAUUCGACAUUGUGUAUGAAACAAACUAUGUUGGUUCUGCUUUUUUCUGCUAAAUCGAGAUUUUGUGUUGGGUUGA